GUUGCGCAGCGGUGUCUUAAAUGUACAAAACGUCCUGAAACACAACGUGAAGCUUGGCCUUGGCACAGAUGUUGCCGGUGGGUAUUCUGCUUCUAUGCUUGAUGCCAUCAGGAAGACAAUGAUGGCAUCUAAUAGCCUUCAGAUCAAUAAAAUAAAUGAAACAGGACUAACUCUUGAAGAAACUUUUCGACUAGCCACUCUAGGAGGAAGUCAAGCUCUAGGACUGGAUGACGUGGUUGGAAACUUUGAGGUUGGCAAGGAAUUUGAUGCACUGCUAAUCAACACAAAAGCUUCAGAUAGUCCUUUUGAUUUGUUCUCUGCUGAUAACUUUGAGGACACUCUCCAGAAGUUCCUGUAUCUAGGUGACGAUCGGAAUAUUUCUGAAGUGUAUGUGGCUGGAAAGCAAGUGGUUCCUUUCUCAAGUUCAGUAUAA
Molecule: messenger RNA, 433 nt
Organism: Eurypyga helias (sunbittern)
Lineage: Eukaryota; Metazoa; Chordata; Aves; Eurypygiformes; Eurypygidae
Gene: GDA
Product: guanine deaminase
Exons: 5
Biological process (GO): guanine metabolic process
Cellular component (GO): cytosol
Molecular function (GO): guanine deaminase activity; zinc ion binding
Source: RefSeq, a predicted model, not a curated record